AUGGUUAUCACAGUCCAAGCUGAGCCAGUUCGAACCAGCGCAGAACAGAGUCUCUCCCUCUUCAUGGCGUCGACGGCGAUCGUGAAUCGCUGGGUGCAUGCUUCAGUUACAAGCCUGCAUGCUUCCCUAGCACUCCUUCUAGUGGUUGGCGCAAUCCUCUACAAGAUUGCUACCUAUGACAAGCGGCGUCGGCACUUGCCGCCAAAUGUUCCUGCGUGGCCAAUUAUCAACCACACCUUCAUACAACAGAAGGACAAUACACCACCGAUAUUGAGAUCCUGGGGCGAAACAUAUGGCGAGGUCUUUCGAACUAAAGCAGGGACAACUGAUUUCAUUUGGCUAAACUCGAAAGAAGCCGUGAAGGAGGUUUUUGACCGCCGAUCUGCCAUCUAUUCUAGCCGGCAGCCGAUGCCGAUGGCCUUUCAAUGCGCUACUGGUGGCAAACGCAUCACGUUCGCUCCCUACGGCAAGAUGUGGCGAAGCUCACGGAGUAUCUUUCACAGGGUUUUGACGCAGAAAAUGGCAGAAGACUACUCCGUGAUCCAGCUCUACGAAGCAAAACAACUGAGCGUUGAUCUGCUCGACAAUCCUCAAGAUUUUUACAUGCACAACAGGCGAUAUUCGGCAAGUGUCAUUAUGCAAGUCACCUAUGGGUGGCGUAUCCCACAAUACUGUCCGGAGAUCCGACGCAUCUUCGAGGUGCUGGGCCGUUUCGUGCAAUGCCGCAGACCAGGGCAGUGGCUGGUUGAUGUAUACCCAUCCUUGGCAGCUAAUCCAAUCUUCAACUAUUUCUCUAGCUGGAAGCAGAUUGGCACCCGGUUUCAUGACUUGGAUGAAGCCAUUUGGAUGGACUUUUGGCAGGCAUGCAAAGAGAAGGUCGAUGCAGGGAUAGCGCCUCAUUGUUUUGGCAAGAUUUUGCAGGCAAGUUAUGAAAAGCUCGGUCUGACUGAGGGCCAGGCUGCUUGGAUAUGCGGGGGUCUUAUCGAAGCAGGCAGCGAGACUACUUCAGCUACCCUCAACAACUGCAUAUGUCUCAUGCUGUCGAACCCGUCAGCUGUCGAAAAGGCACAAGAAGAGGUCGACCGUGUAGUUGGACCAGACCGCACGCCGACCUUCAAAGAUGAAGCUGACCUUCCUUACAUCCGUGGCAUGAUCAAAGAGACUCUUCGCCUCAGACCUAUCAACAAAUUUGGCAACAACCAUUACAAUGUCGAGGAUGACUGGUAUAAUGGCUUCUUCAUACCCAAGAACAGUAUCAUCGUAGCAAAUUGGUGGUACAUUCACUUUGAUCAGCAGCAUUACCCAGAGCCCGAUUCGUUUCUGCCAGAGAGGUGGCUGGAUUACCCGUACGGUGCAGCAGAAGCUGCAGCAUUGGCGGACGGCACCAAGAGAGACCAUCUUUCGUAUGGUGGAGGACGAAGAAUCUGUGCCGGUCUACAUGUCGCGGAAAGAAGCCUGUUCAUCAACGUCGCAAGACUUCUUUGGGGCUUCAAUGUGUCGCACGCACUUGAUGAAAGAGGCAAAGUCAUCCCGGUAGACUUUGGGACCACUGGUCUUCGACCUGGGAGUUCGAGCGUGGCCAAGCCAUUCCAAUGCCAGAUAAAGCCCAAGUCCGAGGAUCACGCACAACUACUCAGGAAAGCAUGGGAGAUGGCACAAGAGGAUGGUAUCGAUUUUUCACACAUCAAAUGGGCUAUCUAG
Molecule: messenger RNA, 1701 nt
Organism: Cladophialophora psammophila CBS 110553
Lineage: Eukaryota; Fungi; Ascomycota; Eurotiomycetes; Chaetothyriales; Herpotrichiellaceae
Exons: 5
Coding region: 1-1701 (566 amino acids)
Molecular function (GO): oxidoreductase activity, acting on paired donors, with incorporation or reduction of molecular oxygen; iron ion binding; monooxygenase activity
Source: RefSeq, a predicted model, not a curated record